Molecule: messenger RNA, 1737 nt
Organism: Thyridium curvatum
Lineage: Eukaryota; Fungi; Ascomycota; Sordariomycetes; Thyridiales; Thyridiaceae
Exons: 3
Coding region: 1-1737 (578 amino acids)
Biological process (GO): NADP+ biosynthetic process; NAD+ metabolic process
Molecular function (GO): NAD+ kinase activity
Source: RefSeq, a predicted model, not a curated record
AUGGGCGCGCCGAAGGACCACAACAGCGACAAGCACAUCACCUUCGAGGACGGACUCAAUGAUGGCCCUUCAAGUGCCAGCGACGAGGACCACAAGGCGGUAGAGGUCAUGUUCGACCCUUCGAAUCCUUACCGGAGGAAGAGUUCCCUUGUCGCAGCCGAGACUCCCCCGCCCAAGAUCCGACAGUCCAACAACAAAGCGCACUGCGUAGUCCACCAGUUUCUCGAGUCACAAAGGCGCGCCCAAGCUGCAGGUACCCCUCGGGUCGAGCAUGCUACCGUUGCGAACCACAACUCUGAUGCGGCUGAGGAGCUUGGCCUGAACCGCAAGGUCGAGCCGAAGGGAGCACAUCACCAUAGAUCAGCUCGAGGCUCUGGCGCCAAUACACCUGCACUGGCCGUGGACUUUAGUGACGGAAGCGAAGCCGGCCAGACGGACCAGAAAGAGUGGAGGCAGGAGAUCGCCAAAUCGGCCUCCCAGAUUGAUCUCGAUGCUGCAGAGCAUGACAUUAUGCACAGCCGCCUCCUCACCAAGAAGCAGCUGAGCGAGAUGGCUUGGGGCGUGCGCGAGCUAAGCCGGAGACUGGGCAGCAUGAGGCUCAAGUUCAGAGUCAAGACCAUCUUCCUGCUCACCAAGAUUUACGACCAAGACUUGGUCCCGAAGACGCGGGAACUGACGCGCUGGUUGUUGGACAAGGACAGAGACGUCCGAUAUACCGUGUACCUGGAGCGAAGCCUCAAAGACAAUAAGAAGUUCGAUGCGGCCGGGCUCAUUGAGGAGCUACAGAAGGACUACGUCGAGGCUGGAGAGGUCUCCGAGGAGGCGAGCAAGGACAUCGCCAGGCGUUUGCGCUGGUGGGAUGAGGGAAUGCCGCGGGCGAGGCCGCAUACCUUUGACUUUGUCAUCACUCUUGGUGGCGAUGGCACGGUCCUAUAUGCCAGCUGGCUCUUCCAGAGGAUCGUGCCGCCCGUCCUGAGCUUCGCCCUCGGCAGCUUGGGCUUUCUCACCAAAUUCGACUUUGAAGGCUAUCAAAGUACCCUGACGACAGCGUUCAAUGAGGGUGUCACCGUGAGCUUGAGGCUGAGGUUUGAGGGAACGAUCAUGAGAAGCCAGAAGAAGCCCAUGCCCCAAUUGUCAGAUGGCAGCCAUGAUGAGCUGGACGACGAAGAGGAUAUGCGGGAUCUAGUCGAGGAGCUUAUCGGCGAGGAGAAAGACGAUGAGCACACUCAUCGACCGGACGGAACCUUCGAGAUCCUGAACGAGGUCGUUGUGGACAGAGGUCCUAAUCCUACCAUGUCGUACACCGAGAUCUUCGGCGAUGACGAGCAUUUUACCUCCGUCCUGGCCGACGGCAUCUGCGUCUCCACGCCCACGGGCUCGACGGCCUACAACCUCGCCGCUGGGGGAUCCCUCUGCCACCCGGAGAACCCGGUCAUGCUGGUCACGGCCAUCUGCGCGCACACACUGUCCUUCCGCCCCAUCAUCCUGCCCGACACCAUCGUCCUGCGCGUCGGUGUCCCCUACAACGCCCGCACCUCCUCCUGGGCGAGCUUCGACGGCCGCGAGCGUAUGGAGCUCAAGCCGGGCGACUACGUCACCAUCAGCGCCAGCCGGUACCCCUUCGCCUCGGUGCAGGCCCCCGGCCGCCGCAGCGAGGACUGGGUCAACAGCAUCAGCGGCAAGCUGGGCUGGAACACGAGGCAGAAACAAAAGGCGUACAAGGAGUGGGAUAAAUGA